AACCCCACAAAAAUCCACCCCUAUCACCACCACCGCAACCACCAUCGUUAGGAACACCGCCAGCAUGUCAGGAGCCAGUAACCGUGAAGCAGUCUUUGCAACGCGCCAGUCCUUAGGCCUAAUGAAAUCCAAGCUUAAAGGCGCCGAAACAGGUCAUAGUCUACUUAAGCGAAAAUCCGAGGCCUUGACGAAACGUUUCCGCGAGAUAACCCAGCGUAUCGAUGAAGCCAAGCGAAAAAUGGGCCGCGUGAUGUCGAUCGCUGCCUUCUCCCUUGCAGAAGUCACUUACGCUACAGGCGGAGGCUCGAACCUAAAUUACCAAGUGCAGGAGAGCGUCAAGACUGCUGGGUUCCGCGUGAGGACUAAUCAGGAGAAAGGAGUUACAUCGCGGAAGGGAACUCGGAUUUUGGUCUCCCAGGGUUGGGCAGGGGGCGGGCAGCAGGUGCAGCAGUGCAGGGAGGUUUAUGGGAAGGCGGUGGAGACGUUGGUUGAGUUGGCGAGUUUGCAAACGGCGUUCGUAAUCCUCGAUGACGUUAUCAAAGUCGUUAACCGUCGCGUCAAUGCUAUCGAGCAUGUUAUUAUCCCCCGCACGGAGAAUACGAUCAGGUAUAUCAACAGUGAACUCGAUGAGUUGGACCGCGAGGAGUUUUAUAGGCUUAAGAAAGUGCAAGGGAAAAAGCGUCGUGAUGCCGAGGAGGCAGACAAGGAACUUCGUGCUAAGAUGGCAGAAGCAGGGACUACUGCAAUUGAUAGGGCCGACGAUGGGGGUGAGGGUGUUCCAGAUAUCCUAGAAGAAAAGGAGGAUGAGGAUCUCAUUUUUUAAAGAUAAAAAUGGUGUCUUUCUUUGCUUGGGCAGCAGAGCGCUCUUUUCCCUCUUUCUUUCAGAUGAAUAUCUUACCCGUGAUGGGCUUUUUUUUCGCAUACCCGACUUUUCUCCCUCAUUUUCUUCAUUUUUUUCCCUUUUGCACUUUGUAAAUACCCCCCAGUACCCCACAUCAAUUCCAUCAAUCA
Tuber melanosporum (Perigord truffle) is the source of this 1011-nucleotide messenger RNA. RefSeq lists its product as uncharacterized. The record is from RefSeq and is a predicted model, not a curated record. The transcript has 5 exons. Gene Ontology annotation, cellular component: vacuolar proton-transporting V-type ATPase complex; fungal-type vacuole membrane. Gene Ontology annotation, biological process: vacuolar acidification. Gene Ontology annotation, molecular function: proton-transporting ATPase activity, rotational mechanism. The coding region runs from base 65 to 823 and encodes 252 amino acids. NCBI's taxonomy places the organism in Eukaryota, Fungi, Ascomycota, Pezizomycetes, Pezizales, Tuberaceae.